Molecule: messenger RNA, 2334 nt
Organism: Canis lupus familiaris (dog)
Lineage: Eukaryota; Metazoa; Chordata; Mammalia; Carnivora; Canidae
Gene: BLID
Product: BH3-like motif containing, cell death inducer
Source: RefSeq, a predicted model, not a curated record
AUGCUGGACAGAGAUGUCUCCCCUGCAUCAGGCGCCCCUCGGCGCCGGGCCCAUCCUCGGGAGGCAGGCCCCUCUCAGGCCGCGCUGCUCCAGCCCUGGGAGCGCCCGGGACCUGCACCCCUGCACAGGGGGGUCAUGGGGGGCCACGGGGAUGCCGGGGCCUUGGCCACCUCCUCUGAGCGGUCUCUCCUGUGCCCUCUCUUUGCUACAUGGUGCCUGGAGAUGACUGAGAUCUUGGAAACUGAGAGCAUGCUUUGUAUUGCCUGGAUGGGAUGAGCUUCAGGCAGUUCCAUUUAUCCAGAGGCAGAGCCGACCCUCUUGCCUGCAGCUGGAACACUGGCCAGUUUCAACAAAGAGCCUAUAUUGCUUAAGGAAACAGUGUUUCCUCUUACAAGGUACAAUCUUGGCUCCUCUGCCAUGAGGGGGGCUGUUCUUGGAAAUGAACUCCAGAGACUUUCCUAUUUAACCAGGAUACAAAUUGCAUUGCUACAUAAUUCCCCCUGCUGAGGCCCUAUGAAAGGAAUGAGUUGGGACAGAUACAGCAAGAUAUUAGGACACAUUUUCCCCAUUCUUCCUGCUGUACUACACAGAAGUGAACUUGAUUUCAACAAGAUGACCCAAUUCUUAGCAUGCUUGUCUACCCACUUGCACCCAUAAUGCUUCCAAAUCACUCUCUGAUUCAAGAUGUGCAGAGAAACAAAAUGAAAAAAAUAAAAAAUAAAUAAACUAGCCAGUAAAAAGUAAGAUGACAUUUAAUUAAAACUAAGUUUGCAAGGGUAUUUUGUUCAAAAACAAAGCAAAACAAAACAAAAAACCACACAUCACUGUGAUUAAAAUGCAGGGAAGCAUAGCACAUCACUAUCUUUUUGUGGUUUUGAGUGUAUUUUAUUUGUGCACUGGAAGUAGAUAUUUGUCAUAUUGUUAAUAAUUGCUCUACUAGAUUGUACUCAACAGUGUGCAUCACUGUAACCUUGUUUACUCACAGGGUUUCAUUUUCCUCCUGUACUUUUCUUAAGCUUGUUUCUAAGGGGUGGUUCCUUCACAUACGCUUUCAAUUUUUAAAUAACACAAUCCGUUCAUUUCACAAGGCAUCUUUAUUUGCUUAAAGGGGGGAAGAAUCAGAUUGUGAUUGUAGUGUAAAUCAGCCAAGCCUUUUCUUCCCUUUACAGGAAAAGCAGUGGGUAAUAGAAAAGAGAACUGAAGGAAAUAGGAAUUCUACUAGGCUUUUGUGAAUUCAGUCAGUAGAGCAAGUACAGUAAAUCCGUGGAGUGCGGGGUGGGGGUAGGGGAAGAAAAGAAAAUGCAAACUGUCUUUUAGAGCUUUUACUUUAAGCCACUCAAGUAUCCCCCUUGUCUUCCUCCCACUGUCCUGACCCCACCAGGGCAUAGUCAGAAUCCAGGGUUCAGGGCACUUCAAGAAGCUGGAAGGAGAGCAAGAGUGAGGCUCUGGGUCAGCAUUCCCCGAUCAUCAUGAGAAGUCCAUGCAGAAAGGCUACCCAGAGACCCUCGUUCUGACCUCUCUCAUAGUGCAUCAGAAAAACUCCUAAAUUAUAUCAGUCAUCCUGAAAUUUGAUCAGUAAAGAAUUUUCUGCUUCUAAAAUACUUAAUCUUAAAGAAAUAAUAAUAAAAUACUUAAUCUUGUUGGGACCUUUUGGGGUAGGAAAAUCUGAUGAGAAAUAAACAUUCCCUAUAUUCCUAUGCAUUGGGUAUGCUCCUGGAAACAUUGGACGGAUCGUUUGCCAAAAAGUCUUGGCAGUUUUCAAAGAUGGCUGGCCAAGUCAUGAGAGAACGAGGAGAAGAGGUUUAUGUAGCACUGAGUCCAGCAUUGUGUGUAAAACACCGGUUUCAAUGUAAAGAAAUCUGUUGCACAAAACCCUUGGAAAACACAUCAUCUUCUCUUUUCUUUACUACCCCCACACAAAUACCCUGUUCCUCAAAAAAAAGUUUUUUUAGAAUAUAGAAAAAUAGAGAAUCAAUAUGAUCCUCAAGAAGCAGAUCUCUUUGUUUUAAUUUUGUUUUCCUUUUGCUUUUACAUUUAAGAGUUAAGACAACAUUUCAGCAGAGAAAUGUGGAGAAGGGUAAAGAAAAAUCAAUAAAGUUAUUCUGUGACUUUUCCCAGGAGGGAGUUGUGUUAAUCGAGAAUGGCCUGCUUGGCUAUAUAUCAAGUCCAAGAAGAGAGCAGAAGUUGAUUUUGAAACAGAUUUCCCAGUUAGACUGAAGGAGAUAUAUAUAAAUAUACAUAUAUGUACAUAUGUAUAUAAGUUUUCAAGAAUGGUGUGUGUCUGCAUAUAUACUAUUAUAUACAUUUUAAUAUAUAUGAAAAGUGUAUAUUAUA